AUGAAUUUCUUUUCUUCGAGUUUUAAUGCUGAAAUGGUUUUAAAUGAUCCCAGACCGUCCUUCGAUGAAUCCAAAAAUUUUGAAUCAGUUGAUGAGUUUGAACAACACUUAUGGAACACGAAUAUUGCACUUGUCACACAGUUGCAAAAGCUGGAACUUCGGGAAGAUAUAGAGAAGAAAUCAUUAAAUGGAUUGUCCAGGGAAGCUCGGCUAUCACAAAUGUGUGCACAAAAAGGGAGAGACUUAACUGAACCUGUUCAGGAGUUAAUGGGAAGCCUCAAUAAGAGAUGGAAUGGUAAUUUAUCUCAAACAGAUCAGAAGGGACCAAUGAAACGUUUAGAAGAGUGCGUGGAACAGGGACAUCCAGUAUGCAUUAGUUUGCGGGGGCGGAAUCGCGUGAACUCUUCUAUCCAGGCAAAAGUUGUUGCAUUUGAUAAGCACUGGAAUCUGUUGAUAAGAGACGGUGAUGAGAAUUUCAAGCCACCAAUAAGGAUGAAGCAUCGAGUCACCAAAAGUAUGCAGAUAACAGCGCCACACCAGUAUUUUGAAAGCCAGUGCGAGGACAGGGAAGGCAAAACAAAAACACAAUGGCGACGUCACCUACCAUUUUCUCUGAUACGUGGGGACGACGUUGUCCUAAUUUUCGUUUCUCCGCAAUUGUCUAUUGAACGUUUCUUACGGGAUGAUCAGCAAAGAAUUAACGGGACAACGAUUCACGUAUCAGAUUCCAGAAAGCCUUUUCGUCUUUUGCAAGAUAAUUUCAAUAAAUAA
Cercopithifilaria johnstoni is the source of this 771-nucleotide messenger RNA. The record is from the annotation of a GenBank genome assembly. Lineage: Eukaryota; Metazoa; Nematoda; Chromadorea; Rhabditida; Onchocercidae.